Molecule: messenger RNA, 306 nt
Organism: Histoplasma mississippiense
Lineage: Eukaryota; Fungi; Ascomycota; Eurotiomycetes; Onygenales; Ajellomycetaceae
Exons: 1
Coding region: 1-306 (101 amino acids)
Source: RefSeq, a predicted model, not a curated record
AUGGCGGUCCAGCACGGGGACUCGUUAGGUGCGACAAUGAGGGCCCAGAAAUCUCCACAGCACAGUCGACGACACAAGUAUUCUGUACAGAAUACACUAGAGUGCAAACCCCCAGUCCUCCUUACUAGCGUUUGCAACAAGCAGUCCGUAACUGCGUAUUAUACCUGUAUUGCACAUUACACUCCAGCUUUCCUGAUCAGAUGCACGGGCACCGCAAGCUUCAAAGAACAACACAUGGCAAUAACAUCGGAGAAGGAAAAGAAAAGAAAAGAUACACACAGAUGGCAAACGGGCCCAGAAUGGUGA